AGGUCACAAUCCUUCAUGGAUCUCAAGGUGUUGGUCUCUUUCCUGAACGACUUCGCUUCGCUCUCGCUGGCUGAGAGCUGGGACAACGUGGGCCUCCUGGUCGAGCCCAGCCCUCCCCAUGUCGUGAACACUCUCUUUCUCACCAAUGACCUAACGGAGGAAGUGAUGGAGGAAGCCCUGCAGAAGAAAGCGGAUCUUGUCCUUUCCUAUCAUCCCCCCAUUUUCAAACCGCUCAAGCGUAUAACGUGGCAAACGUGGAAAGAGCGCCUGGUGAUCCGAGCUCUGGAAAACAGAGUCGGUAUUUACUCUCCCCAUACGGCCUACGAUGCUGCACCUCAUGGAGUCAAUACCUGGCUUGCCAAAGGACUUGGUGCCUGCACCACAGUCCCUUUGCACUCGUCUGCCACUUCUAAUUACCCUACUAAGGGGGGUCACCGGAUUGAAUUUAGCUCUCACUCUGCUGAAAACCUAGAAACAGUUUUGUCCAGGCUGCGUGAGACGCCAGGUGUGUCACUCGUUGCAACUCUCCCUGCCAGGGUUGAUGGUGAAGAGCAGACGCGAGUCAGCUUGAAUUGCACCCAGCAUGCCUUGCUGCAAGUGGUGGCCCUGCUGUCCCAGAACACUCCUCUUUAUGAAAAGACUGAAAUCAUGUCAUUACAAAAGCCUCUGCUUGCAGAUACUGGAAUGGGGCGCUUAUGCACCUUAAAGGAGUCAGUGGCCGUAUCAGUCUUGAUUGAAAGAAUGAAGAGCCAUCUAAGACUGCCUCAUGUCCGCCUGGCCAUCGGAGCAGGGAAAUCACUGGAAUCGGAAGUGAAAGUGGUUGCUCUCUGUGCUGGUUCUGGGACUAGUGUUCUGCAGGGGACAGAAGCCGAUCUCUAUCUCACAGGAGAGAUGUCCCACCACGACGUCCUGGAUGCUGUCGCGAAAGGCAUCACUGUGAUUUUGUGCGAGCACAGCAACAGUGAGCGAGGUUUCCUUUUGGAGCUGCAGAUGCUGCUGGCUACUCACCUGGAGAACAAGAUCCAGGUCAUCGUUUCAGAGAGGGACAGAGAUCCGCUCCAAGUGGCAUAG
This is a messenger RNA of Euleptes europaea (tarantolino), 1071 nucleotides long. It is a transcript of the gene NIF3L1, whose product is annotated as NGG1 interacting factor 3 like 1. The transcript is spliced from 6 exons. Bases 16 to 1071 code for a protein of 351 amino acids. The record is from RefSeq and is a predicted model, not a curated record. NCBI's taxonomy places the organism in Eukaryota, Metazoa, Chordata, Lepidosauria, Squamata, Sphaerodactylidae. Gene Ontology annotation, cellular component: mitochondrion; cytoplasm.